CUUGCCAUCAAAUCAAACUUCCUGCCCUAGGUACACAAUACACACCUAGUCAAGACAGAAUUUUGCUACAGAUUUCCUGAGAAAAUGGCACAAAAGCGAAUUAAAAAGGAGCUGCAGGAUCUCGGGAAAGACCCACCCACGAACUGCUCGGCUGGUCCUGUGGGUGAUGACUUAUUUCAGUGGCAGGCAACCAUACUCGGUCCUAAUGACAGUCCAUAUGCACAAGGAGUUUUCUUCUUAACAAUCAACUUCCCGACAGACUAUCCCUUCAAACCACCAAAGGUUGCCUUCACGACAAGAAUCUACCACCCGAACAUCAACAGCAACGGCAGCAUCUGCUUGGAUAUACUCAGAGGACAGUGGUCGCCAGCCCUGACCAUCUCCAAAGUGCUCCUCUCCAUUUGCUCGCUGUUAACUGACCCAAACCCUGACGAUCCACUGGUGCCGGAGAUUGCCCGCAUUUACAAGGCCGACCGGGAAAAGUACAUCAAACUGGCAAAAGACUGGACCAACAAAUAUGCGCAGUGACUGCAGUUGAGACUUAAAAUCUUAUCCGGUUUAGAGUGGUCUUGGAAUAUUUUUGUUCACAGCCCUUCUUGGUUCACAUUAACAAAACAUUUGUAAAAGUCAGGCUCUCGCUUGUAAUGGGGAGAGAGAGAGCGAGUGCAGGUUCAUCUUGUCGCCCUGAUCUAGUUCAUUCAUCCUGGGUAGGAGGAAGAGCUGCUGAUCAGGUCAGUAGCGUACCGUUUCCUUCCUGCGUUUACGAAAUUCACACAUAGAGGUCAUUCAUCUUACGUAUUUUUGUUGUACUGGUGUUCCAAAAUUUAGAGUAGUUAUGUAAUGCGAUAAUGGAUGGUGAUGAUAAUGAUGACGACGAUCUCUUAUAUUUAGGCAUGGAAUGGGAGGUAAUUUUUUUUCUUGUUGCGGGUGUAACUUUAUGAAUUUUUUUGUCUGAUGUCGCGAGUACCUCAGAAAUGUCCUCCUACAGUACAGCCUGCAGGUUUGCGAUUUUCAUGGAAUCAUUUGGAAGAUAAAGCAACAUUGAAUAAUCAUUGUGUUAUAAUAGAAUUUUACACCGGGAUUUAUUAAUUGGAAAAAAAAAAGAAGAAAUUUUCUCAGUCUUUGACCUUUUUAAGUGUCAUCUUUAAAAAUUCCGAUUAUCUGAGAAUUCGAUUUUUAUUUUAGCCUCGUCUUUGAUUUGAAAGUAGAUGGUUAGAGAGGCAUUGUUUUUAUAGUGAUCCAUUGUAGAUGCAGAAAUAUUUGAUUAUUUGAUUUGUUACUUUAAUUAACCUCGUCUUUGAAAAGUCUAAGAGAGGCAAGAAUUGUUCUAAUCGUGGCCCUUAGUUGUCGGUGAUCCGUGUUUGUGUAAGUGGCCCUGUCAAACGGUUUAUCACUACCGCUCUGGUCGUUGAAAGCAAUAUAAGCGAAGAAUUAUUUUGUUUAUUAUUUUGUAUUUCCUGUAAUUGAAGAGUUAAAAAUGUUCAAAUAGUUUGGGACAUGUUUGGAUUUAUUUGGUCCCUUUUUAUCGUUUUUAAUUGUUGUUGAUGUAGAACUCCAGCUUUGAGUGCUUUGGAAAAGUUGAUCGGACAUCUGGACAGCUUGUGUAAAUGUUCUUUGUUUACUCUGCGCGUGUUGUUCGUUUGAUGCAUGGAAUAUCAGAUUCCACGUUCCACCUCGUCCCCCCCUACUGCCGAACUGCCAACCACCCACUCCAUGAACGAAAAUAGAUUUCCUCAAAAUUCUCUCAAAAUCUAAGAGUUUGCAUGGGGGUGGGAAAGUCACUAGAACUCUGUUGUAAAUUAAGAUUGAAUUAAGACAAACCGACAGUGGGAAAUAAAAGUGUGAAAUUGAUAAUUACACACAACUAAACGCAAGUAAAAAUGUGUAUUAUCGUGUCAUAUAUGAUAAGUCACACAAAUAGUUCAAAUAAAAAUAUAAUACAUUCUCACAUCAUUUAUGAUAAGUCGCACACAACCUGACGACAAAUGAAUUCGAGAAAAAACAUCAGAAUUUAUGCAGAUUGGAUCAGAAUUCUCUGACAGUCCCAAGAAAAUAUGGGAGAACUCCGGUUUUAUGAGAGUACUUGGCAGGUCCGCCACUGUUGUCAUCCACCCCCCCUGCCCCUCCCGAGCAUGUGGCUGUGUGUCAGUUUACACGUUGAACCGUCUGAAUUUCAUUGACUCGCUCGAAGCUUCAGUGUUCACAUUUAAUUUGAGUAAAAACGCCACUACAUCCUUCCCCAGUUGUCUGUGGUUGACAAAUAUUGUAUGCAGAUUUUUUUGGUAGGGACCACCUUUUGGAAGGAGAGGAUGAGGGCGGUUUGGGAGUGUUACGUACAUUACAUGGUGAGGCUGGUUUUUUCUCUCCUUCUAUUUUUUUUUUUUUUUUUUUUUUUUUUGGGCGUAACUUUCUUCAGCCAAUGUCCAGGAAUAUCCCCCCCCCCCCCCCCCAGGAUAAAAUUUUAUUUACAUUAACUCCGCAGGCCCAAGCACUAGCAUCAAAGCACUAUAAGCUACCUUUGCCCUUCCGCGCAGUGUGCUUUCCUCAUCGUAAAGUGGUGCAAGUCGUGGUUGAGUUUUUUUUGGUUUUUUCUUUCUCCCCGUCAGAAGCUUGGGUUAUAGGAUUGCAUAGGCUCAGGUGGCUGGGGUGGAAAGGGAUCAAAGAUACUACAACAAAGAAUAACCGUGUUGACCUCUUCUUGCUCGUUUGGUGUAGUUUUGACGGGAGUGUCACGCAGGGAUAAGUUUCAAUUUAAAACGAAUUGUGUCACGACGCGGUGGAAUCAGGCGCUCGUCAAUUUUUGGGGCAUGUAGAGUUAUUGGUAUCUUCUUAAAGCUUGGUCAUUUGUCUUGUUUUGAAUGAAAAAAAUUCCACUUAUCUUGAAUACUACAAGUUGAGAUAUUUGCGAAUGAAAGAUUUGGAGGAGGGUGUCACCUGUAACAUUAGGGAGACAAUUGCUGCCAAAGAUAGAUUAUUUCCUUAGCUGGAGAGUCGAUGGAGACUGAGAAUAUACAUUUUUUUGUGCCUUUAAUCGUUUUUCAGUAAAAAUCCACACAGAAAUAUGUUCUUUAACGGGCAUAAAAGGCGUUGAGUGAAAAAAAAAAUUCAAUAAAAAUUCAGAAACCCGCUGAAAAAUGCCAGUUUUUCUUCACUUGGAUUAUUUUGACGAGCGCCUGACUUCACCAGUCUGCCUCACAAUUGACAAAACUCAUGACCUCACUUUCUUCUCAUCGUGUACCCCCUCUUUUUUUUUUUUUGGUGUGCUUUUCAAGUGAAUGGAGCUGAUAAUUUUAUCAUUCUUCUUGUUUGUUUGAAUAUUUCACAGCAGUUGGGGAAAAGUCCUCACGCAAUGUGCACAGCUAGCUGUUUCAGUUUGUGUGUUUGUUUGUUUUUUGUUACUGUCACCCGGUUUACAGCAUCGUGUCCAAACUAUGUUUUGUUUGUGUUUUGUGAAAAGUUUUUGCUAGUCUACCAUCAGCCGAGAAAUGUUGAAAAAAAAAUCUCAUGCAGUUGCCAGCGCCGUGAAACUGUUUUACUAAUAUAAUACGAAACUAAACAUGUGAAAAAUUUGGCGCUGAAAGUCCUCUGAAUUUUUUUCUUUGACAUAUAUAUAGGCUAUACAUAUUUUUAUGAAGUUGGCUACCGUACGAGUUGGGUUAAAUAUAUGAAUACUUUAUUUUAAAAUUUUGGGGAGAAAAUCCCUCUUUUUGCAAUGUAAGUCAUGGAAAAAGUGAAAAGUAAUCUCAAGAACUUUGGCACACUGUCCUGGAAUGAGAGUUUUGCUUUCCUAGGACGUCUCUCUCUCUCCCUUUCUCUCUCUGAACGCCGUAAAGACGGAAGAAACAGCAAUGUGUAUAAAUGCGACAAACUAUUUUUGCAAUGUCUUUUAUGUUAUCUAUUAUUAUUAUUAUUAUUACGUUACUAUUGGAUUGCUUGGCCAAAGCUUCGUUAUUUACGCGGUAUAUUUUAUCACCUGCACUUAGUGAACACUUUUCAGUAACAUUUGUAGAAAUAUUUCUUGUUGAUGUACACUUUUGGUUCGAGUUUGCAAAUUUAAAACAAAAUUAUUUUUUUCCCCAUUUUUUUUGUUUUGUCUGCUGGUUAGUUGUAUUGUCUUGUCCUUGACAAUGAGCAGUGUAUUAUUAUGUUUUGCAACUAAUUUAUGCUAUUUUUGGAUGCCCCCCCCCCCCUAAUGCAGUUGGUGUUUUGGUGCUUUAGACAAGAAGAAUGUUUGUAUCAGGAACACGUGCAACAAAAUUGCUUUAAGUACCGUGCCGUACCGGUCUUUGCAGAACAGGAAGAAACGAGAUGCAAAAUAUGUACAUAAUGAAUGUGAACAUGACUGUAAAAGUUGAAAUAAAAGAAUGAAUGAAAUUAA
Aplysia californica (California sea hare) is the source of this 4378-nucleotide messenger RNA. Its product is annotated as ubiquitin-conjugating enzyme E2-17 kDa. Gene Ontology annotation, biological process: protein polyubiquitination; ubiquitin-dependent protein catabolic process. Gene Ontology annotation, cellular component: nucleus. The record is from RefSeq and is a predicted model, not a curated record. NCBI's taxonomy places the organism in Eukaryota, Metazoa, Mollusca, Gastropoda, Aplysiida, Aplysiidae. The coding region runs from base 85 to 528 and encodes 147 amino acids. Gene Ontology annotation, molecular function: ubiquitin conjugating enzyme activity. The transcript has 6 exons.